This is a messenger RNA of Penicillium odoratum, 336 nucleotides long. RefSeq lists its product as uncharacterized. The coding region runs from base 1 to 336 and encodes 111 amino acids. NCBI's taxonomy places the organism in Eukaryota, Fungi, Ascomycota, Eurotiomycetes, Eurotiales, Aspergillaceae. The transcript has a single exon. The record is from RefSeq and is a predicted model, not a curated record.
AUGUCGAUACCAGAUCGUUAUAAGCUGGUCUUCACUGUUCCACCCUCAGACCUAGAAGCCUGUAAAGAAGCCAUCUUUGCAACUGGCGCAGGCACCUUCCCGGGCGGCACAUACAGCCACGUCUGUUUCCAGACCACUGGACAGGGCCAAUUUCGUCCGAAUAAAGGCGCAACUCCAGCGAUUGGGGCCGUUGGAGUGCUGGAGAAGCUAGAGGAGGUGAAGGUGGAAAUUAUGUGUCUUGGACGAGAGGUGAUGGUGAACGCGGUGGAGGCUCUGGUCAAGGCGCAUCCCUAUGAGGUAGUUGCAUAUGAAGUUUAUCGGAUGGAGAAUGUAUAG